This is a messenger RNA of Hevea brasiliensis (rubber tree), 2781 nucleotides long. Its product is annotated as cation/H(+) antiporter 28. Lineage: Eukaryota; Viridiplantae; Streptophyta; Magnoliopsida; Malpighiales; Euphorbiaceae. Gene Ontology annotation, biological process: proton transmembrane transport; regulation of pH. Bases 241 to 2640 code for a protein of 799 amino acids. Gene Ontology annotation, cellular component: membrane; endomembrane system. The record is from RefSeq and is a predicted model, not a curated record. The transcript has 4 exons. Gene Ontology annotation, molecular function: antiporter activity.
AAUUCUGUUUUUUGUUAUAAUCCUACAAGCCUCUAGAGGCACUUACAUGGCUUGAUCUCCUCAACUUACUGCUCCAAUUUCUCCUAAUGGGACGCAAUCAAAUUACAACCACUAAGUUCAUCUGGUAAACAACCCAAGGGGGGAAAAAAUGGUGAUCUUGGUUUGUUUGCAAUCAAAAAUAGAGAAAUUUCAUAGCCAGAAAAGUUCUGCUGCUCAGAAGCUGAAUAAAAGAGAAAGAAAAUGGCCGAUAAUUCCAAUGUCAAGAAGGCUACUGUCGCUCAGGGAUCAACACAGGAUCAAACUUGUCAGAAUUUUAUAACCAACACUGUUAAACAUGGGCCUGGAAAGAUUAUUGGAAUCAUCUUGACAUUUGUUCUAAGCCAUCUUCUGCACCAUCUGCUAAGGCCUCUCUCUCAACCUCGCAUAACCUCUGAAAUUGUUAUAGGGAUUCUUAUUGGCAACAUACCAUGGAUUCGAGAUUCUUUCGACGAAAAAUUUAUAACAACACUCAAUUUUGUAGCUGAAUUUGGGAUGAUUUGCUAUAUGUUUGUGUUAGGAAUGGAAAUGGAUCCUUAUGUGAUCUUUAAACCACCAACUCAACCUGCUAUAAUAGCCUAUGCAGGGAUGAUAUCCACAUUUAUCUUAGCUUGCAGCAUAACCCCAUUUCUGCAUUAUACUAAAAAUGCAGACAUAGGCUUCACCCUUACCCUUUCAAUCACCCUCUCCGGCAGUGGCUCGCAUAUACUCACCCGGAUCAUAACCAAUCUUAAAAUAGGCAAGUCGGAUAUAGGAAAGCUUGUGAUUGCAGCAGGAGUGCACUCCGAUAUGAUAUCUAUGCUUAUCAUCUCCGUUGGAUAUAUUUUCAUAUAUCCGACCUCAAAAAUUUCUAAUCUUCCUGCCCAUCUUACAAAUGUCUUAACUAUGAGUUCUGCAUUACUACUUCAAACGAUUUUCGCAGCGACAAUUUCACCAAUCUUUAUGAACUGGGUGAACAAUGAAAAUCCAGAAGGGAAACCUAUGAAAGGUUCACACUUAGUGCUUUCCAUUGCCUUCAUGGUCAUGGUAUGCACUGCCUCUCCAAUUUAUGGAUACAGUCCCAUUCUCAGUGCAUUUUUGGCUGGAAUUUUUCUGCCAAGCGAGGGCAGGGUCUCAAAAUGGGCAGUUGGUAAAAUCAACUAUCUGCUAAGCACCAUUUAUUAUCCAAUUUUUUUCUUCUGGAUGGGGUAUCAUGCUAAUUUCCAGAAAUUUGAACCUGGCCAAUGGGGAACGUGGGCAAGGUUCUUUGUCCUUACGACAAUUGCACUGUUUGGAAAAGUGGUUGGAACAGUCAUCUGCGGGGCAAUAUUGGGUUAUCAUUGGCGUGAAUCUGCUGAACUUGGAUUGCUCUUGACUGCAAAGGGUCAUUUCCAUGUAUUUUUGGCCAUUCUUUUGGACAUAUAUGAAAUUACAACUACUUCAACCUGUACUAUCAUGGUUAUUGUGAUCUUCUUCACAAUUGUACACCCCCCAUCGAUUGUGAUGCGAAUCAUUGAACGAGCAAGGAAACGUGCACCAACCCAUCGAAGGGCUCUUCAAGGGCUCGAUCCCACAAAGGAGCUUCCAAUCUUGUUAUGUGUUCACGGAACACAUAAUGUUCCUUCAACCAUCAACUUCAUGGAGAUUUCUCGAGGGACAGCUGAUCCUGGAAUCUUGGUGUAUGUCACUGACAUGGUUGAACUCACAGAUCAAAUAGCUGCCUCAUUGGUGCAGAGUGAUGGAAUGGACACUAUGACAGUAACUGAUAAGCAAGUCACAGACAUGAGAGAUCAAAUCACCCAAACAAUACAAGCUUACGUGGAUGAAAAUGGAGAUGGAAUCACUUUGAGAAGAAUGCUUGCUCUUUCAAGUUUUAAUAGCAUGACUCAAGACAUCUGCACUUUAGCAGAGGACUUAAUGGUCUCCCUGAUGAUCUUGCCAUUUCAUAAGAACCAGUGUGCAGAUGGAACAUUAGAUGGGGGUCAUCCUGGGUUCCGAUAUGUGAAUCGGAAGAUGCUUAGAAAUGCCCCAUGCUCAGUGGGUAUUCUAGUGGAUAGAGGUCUUGGAUUAGCUGAGAAUAUAUCAACAACGCCAAGAUCCUUCCAUGUAGCAGUCAUCUUCAUUGGAGGCAAGGAUGACAGAGAAGCACUAGCCUAUGCAGGACGUGUUGCGCGACAUCCAGGAGUAAAGCUCACAGUGAUAAGAUUCCUGCUUGAUGAUAAUUCAGAAAAUAACAGAAGAACUGGAAAUUACAGAGUAAAUCUUGCAGAACAAGAAGCAGAAAUGAAGCUGGACGAUGAGUGUUUUGCUCAUUUCUAUGAAAGAUAUGUCGCAGGAGGGCAUGUCUCCUAUAUGGAGAAGCACCUGGCCAAUUCAGCUGAGACCUAUGCAACUCUGACAUCAUUGGAAGGGCAGUAUGCACUAAUCAUCGUAGGGCGAGGAGGGAGGGUGAAUUCAAUACUAACAGUUGGGAUGAAUGAUUGGCAGCAAUGUCCAGAAUUAGGUCCAAUAGGGGAUGUGCUUUCAGGGUCUAGUUUCUCACUCAAGACCUCUGUUUUGAUCAUCCAACAACACCAUCUAAAAGGAGAACUAGAUGGUUUGGAUGAUGAAUUCUCCAUCAUGUAAAUUUUCUAGUGAGAUAGCUCAAAAACUUUUAGGUAGAAAAGAGCCAGAGAGUAUUUGUAGAAUAGAGUUGAUAGAAUGGGCAAAAAAUUUCCAUAAUUAUGUAUUGAAUUGAAUCACAAGGAAAAAGGAUAGAUUUCAAUA